Molecule: messenger RNA, 887 nt
Organism: Paraphaeosphaeria sporulosa
Lineage: Eukaryota; Fungi; Ascomycota; Dothideomycetes; Pleosporales; Didymosphaeriaceae
Exons: 2
Coding region: 365-766 (133 amino acids)
Source: RefSeq, a predicted model, not a curated record
UCACACUCUCCUUCUAUCUAUCAAUUCAUCAAGCACUGUUCUCAGAGUCAGAGUGUAUCCUACAUCAUGUCGACCAAGUAUUCUAUUAUCAUCAAAAACAAAAGCCAAGAUAGCCAACGUUAUCUGAUAUUCAAUGACCCACCAAAGGCUUCUAAGAAUGUCGGAAAGGCGUGGUCUAAUAUAUGGAUGAAGACUGGCGGUACACCAACUCCGAAUGGCACCCAAAAUCUCACCAUCGAGAUCGAAAAUUUUUGCCGUCUGUGGCACAACCCCCACACCACUCGGACAUGGCGUUUCAGUCAAGGAGAGUGAUUACGCAAGUGUGUCCUUGACGGCUGAAAGCAUCCAAGGAACUGCUCCAGUCAUGAAGAUUGUUGGCGACACACCGGCUUUCACCCCACCAUACAGUAGCGUUGAUCUCGCCAACUUGUUCGGCAUUGUUACCGAUGCCUUCAAUCCUGAGCAGUACCGGAACGGUUACUGCGGGUACGGAAAGUAUGAUGAUACGGGCAAUGUGGUUCCUGUGGCCGUCUGGACAGCCAAACCCAGACAGACAUACGAAGUCACACCGGUGGUAACCUACUACGUGUCUACAGGAGAUUUUCAUGCCGGUGACGUGGUUGAUGUCACGACCCUCGGUGCGAUUGCGAAAAUUGACUUCACCACCGCCAAAGCGGGCCAGACUAUGGCUACCAUCACACACGAAAUCGACGGCAGGUAUAGCGGUCCGGUUUUCACCUAUCCUCCAACCAAGCGCAGACCAUAGUGGACAAUGAUGUAAGAGCUUGCGAUAAUGGAUGUUUAAGCGAGUCGUAUUGGGCGUUCACAAUAAUAAUGCUAGUCUUGGUGCACACGAUCCUUGAAUCGAGUCACUGCCUUUCAGAAAG